Brassica napus (rape) is the source of this 1965-nucleotide messenger RNA. RefSeq names its product 3-oxoacyl-[acyl-carrier-protein] synthase II, chloroplastic-like. NCBI's taxonomy places the organism in Eukaryota, Viridiplantae, Streptophyta, Magnoliopsida, Brassicales, Brassicaceae. Bases 1446 to 1922 code for a protein of 158 amino acids. The record is from RefSeq and is a predicted model, not a curated record. Gene Ontology annotation, molecular function: 3-oxoacyl-[acyl-carrier-protein] synthase activity. The transcript has 3 exons. Gene Ontology annotation, biological process: fatty acid biosynthetic process. Gene Ontology annotation, cellular component: chloroplast stroma.
ACAGUUUAGUUUGGGAUGAUUUCUCAACCGAUUGGCUUUAACUCGAUAGGAGUAAGUAAUAAUAACAAGUACGAAGGACGAAAGAUUUGAGAAAAAAAAAACUAGAGGACAAAACAUGUUACUACAAAACUGGUGGGUGUGAUCGAGUGAAAAAAGGUGAUGGACCAGGUUCUACUCUACGUGAACGCGUGUUUUGUAAACUGUGGUCGGCAGGUAUGAAAAUGUAGAUACGUAUGAUUAUUGAUUAACUAUGAUGAUGAUGGUUGGAUAUCUAAUCUAUAACUUGUGGGUCAACUAACAUUCUAUUCGAGUCUAGGUCCAGAGUUGUUGGAUCCACGGUUUUUUAUAUAAUAUUUUCAGCCCUAACUAUGUUUUGGAUAAUUCCAUAAUCACGGCAUAUAUUUUUUGUAUUUGUUGAAACGUUUCCUGUUAUAUAUUAAUUAUUAGAGCAUGAAUAUCGGUGUCCCUGGACCGAUAUCUUAGCCUUUUUGGGAUUUAAAUUAAAUGAAAAAGGCCUAAUAAUGCUUGGGACGAAAGAUGAAAGUCCCCGGUUAAGAACUUUUUUGGUCGUGUCCUUAGGAACACGUGGCAUCAAACAUUCACGUUUCUUUCUCUCUCUCGACGGAUCAACUUUUCUCCUUCUCUCGCGAAAGGUCGAUGACUCCGGCUCUCUCUGUUGUUUGUGGUGAGAAGAAAGAAGAACCUGACACCAAGGCUGUUGGAUCGUCGGCGGCAGGGGAUGAUGUAUCUUCUCCGGUGGAUGAUGUUCAGAAGAAGAUUCGACAUGCUGAGAGGUUUGGAGUUUCGGUGAAGCUAACCGAAGAGGAGAAGCACAAUUCUCGUGCUGAGAUGUUAGAUUAGGGUUACGAAAGGCGGUGGUGGCGCAGUCGUACGCAAGGAUCUUAAGGGAAGGGGAGAAUGUUUUGAUUAAUCAUAUGACGGGGAAGGAGUAUAGGCUUAAGGCGAUUGGUGAUGUCGGGCCUGUGGUUGAUGCUGGUGGUAUCAUUGCGUAUGCGAGGAAAGCUGGGAUGAUUCCUUCCGCAGCUGCUUGAUUGAUUUCUCUGUGUCAGGUAUGAGAGAUGAAGAUUGCUAAUUUUUGGAAUGUGAUUGAUUUCUUAUUGUCUACGGAGAUCUUCUUCAUCUCCAGAUCUCGAAUCGGUUUGUAUAUCUCUUCCCAUGUUUUGCUCUGUUUUGAGCUUUCUUCAGAUUCAAUCAUAUAUAUAGUUUAGUAUUCAAAUUUUUCGUGUUAGAUGGAUGGACUUAGAUUGGUUAAACUCGUAUCAUUACAUCAUCUUUAUAUCUCCCUUACAUAGUGGCUUCAAUGAAAAUGAUUUUUAUUUUUUUUUGAGAUUUGGCAAUGGUAGAGAGCUGUGUUAAUGUUUUAUGAACUUAAAGUUUCACACUUUUAAUUUGAAUUCAAACUUGUAUUUCAGGUUGGUGAAGCAAUGGUUCUUGAUGGGAUUGUAUCAUCACCAGUACGAAGGCCACACGCGCUAAAGAAGCAGUGGGAGGACUUGGGUAGCCAGAUUGAGAAUUUUGAUUGUUCCGAGUUCCCUACGAGAAUUGCUGGAGAGAUCAAAUCAUUCUCAACUGAAGGAUGGGUUGCUCCAAAGCUUUCCAAACGGAUGGACAAGUUCAUGCUCUAUCUUCUCACUGCUGGUAAGAAAGCUUUGGCUGAUGGUGGUGUAACUUCUGAUGAAGUAAUGGCUGAGUUUAACAAAGCCAAAUGUGGAGUUUUGAUUGGCUCUGCAAUGGGUGGCAUGAAGGUCUUCAAUGAUGCUAUUGUAAGCGCUGAAGAUCUCUUACAAGAAGAUGAAUCCUUUCUGUGUACCUUUCGCCACAACAAACAUGGGUUCUGCUAUGCUUUCUAUAAAUUUGUCUUAGGAUCUUUUUAUUACUUGUCAUACAAGUUUGUGUCAUGAACUCAACAAUUAAUUUACUAAGAGACAACUAAAAGUCCCACCA